Syzygium oleosum is the source of this 1128-nucleotide messenger RNA. Its product is annotated as putative UDP-glucose flavonoid 3-O-glucosyltransferase 3. Gene Ontology annotation, molecular function: UDP-glycosyltransferase activity. The record is from RefSeq and is a predicted model, not a curated record. Lineage: Eukaryota; Viridiplantae; Streptophyta; Magnoliopsida; Myrtales; Myrtaceae. Bases 1 to 1128 code for a protein of 375 amino acids. The transcript has a single exon.
AUGGGCCAUCUCGUCUCGAUGGUCGAGAUGGCCAAGCUCCUCGUCGAUCGUGACCCGCGCCUCUCUGUUACUGUCCUCAUUAUGAAGCUUCCGUUCGACUCCGACGUUGACUCAUACACAAACUCACCUGCUACCUCCGUGGCCGCCGCCCGCAUCCACUUCGUCCACCUCCCGCAUGAGAACACUGAGGCCGAGAUCUCCUCAGGCAAUUUCAUCGAACACGUUAUCGAAUGCAACAAUCCCCACGUCAAGCAGAUCGUGACCAAGCUUGCCAAAUCGGCCGGCUCAACCGGGUGGCUCCCAGGGUUCGUUCUUGACAUGUUUUGCACCACCGUGAUCGACUUGGCGGAUGAGUUCGGACUCCCGUCCUAUGUCUUCUUCUCAUCGAGCUCCGCGUUCCUCGGCUUGAUGCUGCACCUCCAGUCGCUCCAAGACGAGCACCACGUGGACAUAACCGAAUUCAAGGACUCGGCUGGUGAGCUGGACUUCCCGAGUUUCAUGAAUCCAUUGCCAGCCAAGGUCUUACCCACCCUGGUGCUGAUGAAGGACGCAGUCGGAAUGUUCCUGGAGCACGCCAAGAGGAUGAGAGCAACCAAGGGCAUUGUCAUAAAUACGUUCGACGAGCUCAAUUUGCAUGCAGUGAGGUCCUUGGUGGACCUCGGGGCGCCCGCAGUGUACCCCGUGGGGCCGAUACUAAAUCUGAAGAGUGAAACUAAAAAGAAGGGUGGCCGCGGAGGCGAUGACAUCAUGGAGUGGCUCGAUGAGCAACCACCUUCAUCGGUGGUUUUCCUAUGCUUUGGGAGCAGGGGUAGCUUCAGCGACGAUCAGGUGAAGGAGAUGGCCUGCGCACUGGAGCGGAGUGGGCACCACUUCCUGUGGUUCCUACGGUUGCCACCGCCGAACGGCAAAAAUUGGUACCUGCGUGACUACGAGGACUCCACAAAGAUCCUGCCUGAGGGGUUCCUGGACCGGACUUCUAGCAUCGGGAAAGUGAUUGGGUGGACCCCGCAGGCUGCGGUCCUGGCCCACCCGGCGAUCGGGGGAUUCGUGUCGCACUGUGGACGGAACUCCACCCUCGAGAGCAUAAUAUCUCGUCGCAUAACUUUUAAUCCGUAUCUUAUAUUUUGA